Molecule: messenger RNA, 4063 nt
Organism: Cavia porcellus (domestic guinea pig)
Lineage: Eukaryota; Metazoa; Chordata; Mammalia; Rodentia; Caviidae
Gene: Fhip2b
Product: FHF complex subunit HOOK interacting protein 2B
Exons: 17
Coding region: 585-2657 (690 amino acids)
Source: RefSeq, a predicted model, not a curated record
CCGGGGCCGGGGCCGGCUCGGGCCUGUGGGGCCCCGCGAGCGCUCGCAGCGGCUCUUCCCGGGGGCCGCGCUCCCGGAUCCGCUUCCUGUUUCUGCUUCCUGCGGCCAGAGCUCCUGGCGCUGGCGCUCCUCUCUCAGCGCUCACCGGGGCUACCCAGUCACUUCCUCCCUGGUCCCCCGCAGCCUUUACCCGGCCCCUCGCUGUCAUCCGCCUUCCCCCUCUGAGCCCCCGACACCUCCAAGCCUCGGCUCCCGGCGGGGCGCCCUCUCUCGGCGUGGAAAACGCAGGUCCGGGGCGACAGAAGCCCCCAGAGGUGCUCGAGGCCUUGCGGGCCGGGGGCGCCGAGCCCAGAGGAUCCCAGACCGUGCACGCCUCGCACCCAGCGAACCAGACCCACCUUGAUCGGAAGGAGGAUCCUGUUGGGCGGGCUUGCCUGCGAUCGGAUCUGAAGAGUCGAGAGCCCAGCAUCGACCUGCUCCAGGCCUUUGUGGAGCACUGGAAGGGCAUUACACAGUACUACAUCGAGAGCACAGAUGAAACCACCCCAGCCAAGAAGACAGAUAUUCCCUGGCGGCUGAAGCAGAUGCUGGACAUCCUGGUGUAUGAGGAGCAGCAGCAGGCAGCCGCCGGCGAGGCUGGGCCCUGUCUGGAGUACCUGCUGCAGCACAAGAUCCUGGAGACCCUGUGCACACUGGGCAAGGCUGAGUACCCCCCAGGCAUGCGGCAGCAGGUGUUCCAGUUCUUCAGCAAAGUCCUGGCCCAGGUGCAGCACCCACUACUGCACUACCUCAGCGUGCACAGGCCGGUACAGAAACUUCUGCAGCUCGGUGGGGCAGUCCCUGGGUCCCUCACGGAAAAGGAGGAAGUGCAGUUCACCAGCGUCCUGUGCUCCAAGAUCCAGCAGGACCCAGAGCUGCUCACCUACAUCCUGGAAGGUAAAAAGAUUAUAGGGAAGAAGUCAUCCAGAGAGUCUACGGCCCUGUCUGAAGACACAGGCAGCCACAGGAACAAGGACUGUUGUCAAAACUGUGCUCCUGACAGGGGCCCCCAACUGUAUGGGGAGCACUGUGGGGGCCAGGCUUUGAACAGCCAUCUGCCUGCUGAGACUGAGGGCCCAGAUAGGCCUGGGGAGAGCAACCUGAUCACCACCCUGCUGGGGCUGUGCAAGAGCAAGGUGCUGGCUGCAGAGGCGAAGGGUCGGGUGGCCCUGAAGGCCCAAGAGAACCUGCUGCUCCUGGUGGGUGUGGCCUCCCCAGCAGCUGCCACCUACCUGGCUCAGAACAGCCCCUGUUGCAUUGCGAUCUCAGAGCAUCUGUGCCAGCUGUACCAGGCCCUGCCCGCCUUCCUCGACCCUGCAGACAUCGCCGCUUUAGAGGGCAUCAGCUGGAGGUUACCCAGUGCCCCAUCCGAUGAGGCAUCCUUCCCUGGCAAGGAGGCCCUGGCUGCCUUUUUGGGCUGGUUUGAUUACUGUGACCACCUUAUCACAGAGGCGCACACGGUGGUGGCUGAUGUCUUGGCAAAGGCUGUGGCCGAGAGGCUGUUUGUGGAUACCCUGCAGCCUCAGCUCCUGCACGUGUCUGAGCAGAGCAUCCUGACUUCCACCGCCCUGCUGACAGCCAUGCUGCGCCAGCUCCGCUCCCCACCGCUGCUACGGGAAGCUGUGUCCUUCUUGCUGGGCUCCCACCAGCAGCCUGCAGCGGCUGCCGAAGACAAUACACACACCCUGCGUGACUACCUCAUUGGGCACUGUGACCACCUCUCUGAUGAGAUCAGCAUUGCCACUCUCCGGCUGUUUGAGGAGCUACUGCAGAAGCCCCACGAGGGGGUCAUCCACAGCCUGGUUUUGUGUAACCUGGAGGGCCGCCUGUAUGUGGCCCGGAGCUCACCGGAGCCCGAGAACUAUGAGGAAACCAUAGACCUGGAGGAAGACCCCUACUUCACCGAUGGCUUCCUUGAUUCCGGCCUCCAGCCCUCUACAAAGCCUCACCAGGCUCCUGCCACUUCGGAUGGCAAAACAGCAGUGACAGAGAUUGUCAACAGCUUCCUCUGCCUGGUCCCUGAAGAAGCCAAGACUUCAACCUUCCUGGAGGAGACCGGGUAUGACACAUACGUCCAUGAUGCCUAUGGACUGUUCCAGGAGUGCAGUUCCCGUGUUGCCCCCUGGGGUUGGCCCCGGACUCCUACCCCUUUGGACCCCUAUGAACCAGAACGGCCUUUCUUUGAGGGUCACUUUCUCCAAGUAUUGUUCAAUCGCAUCGCCCAGAUUUUGGAUCAGCCCUACAGCCUAAACCUACAAGUGACCUCAGUCCUGUCCCGGCUCGCCCUCUUCCCCCACCCCCACAUCCACGAGUACCUUCUGGAUCCCUACAUCAACCUGGCCCCUGGCUGCAGGAGCCUGUUCUCUGUGCUGGUCAGGGUGAUCGGGGACUUGAUGCAGAGAAUUCAGAGGAUACCCCAGUUCCCGGGCAAGCUGCUCCUGGUACGCAAGCAGCUGAUGGGCCAGGUCCCUGGAGAGCAGCUGGACCACCAGACCCUCCUUCAGGGCGUGGUAGUACUUGAAGAGUUCUGCAAGGAGCUGGCUGCCAUCGCCUUCGUCAAGUUUCCCCCACAAGGUCCUCAGCUGAACUUCUCCCCGCCCCUGGAAGGACAAGUCUGAGACUCCUGUCCUCAUUGCUGCCCGGAGCUGCCUCCUGCUUGGCCCUGCCAUUGUCUGCAGCUCCCCUCCAAUGUGGGGGCUUCAGCUCCCAGGCUGACUUGGGACCUGGGUCUGUUGAUCACAGCAGCCUAGGUUCCAGUGGGCCUCAGAGGUGCCAGGAACAAAAGAAACCACUUCCCCAGCAGCAUGUGUCCUCCGCCUGCUCAGAGGAGCUGGGUGAUGGCCAGUUUGCACCUGGACCCUGACCCUUGUGUGUUGUCCACACUGUACAGUCCACACUGACUGUGUGUGAUCAGAGCCACAACCAGUAACAACUCCAGGAGUCACAUGGAGACAGCUACUGGCUCCAAGGCCAGCCAGGACUCCAGGCCUGAAAGCUAGGGGUUAGAAGGAGCCCCUGACCAACACAUUUGGUAUCAUGGAAGCUGCUACAACCUGACAGGUUUCUCCCUGCCUUCAUGGUCAAGCUCCAGAGAAGGGACUAUGAAGGGGACUGCAAAGGACGCCCUUUUCCCUGCCCUGCCCUCUCAGCGGCUAUUGCAAAAUUCCCAACCGCCUCGUGGCAAAUGCCCAAAACAUGUUCCUCGCCCAGGCGGGGGCAGCUGCUAAUGAGAACCUCGGGUGCAGCUGCAGCCAGGGUGGGCGAGGGCUGUGGAGCUGCGGAGCUGGGUGCCUGCUUCAGCCCCAGCUGCUUCCUCGCUGGCACCUCCUGAACCCGUCUCAGCAGGUCUACAACACCUGGGUAGCGAGGUCAGUGACCAGGGAGGGCUGGGCCUCAUCCUCCAGCUCCUGCUCAGUGCCUGGAGUUCCUGAUGGGUGGCCCUCCUUGGGGGCACAGGAGCUUGGGGUACAGACCAGGCAGGAUGUACCAACUCCAGACCCCCCGAGGCUCGGCGGAGAGGGGCUGGGCAUGGGCAGCCAGCUCUCCUUGCAUGCCCUCUGCGUUUGGGGCCUGAAUCUGUCUCAACCUGCAGGAGCUCACGGGCGGCGCCAGGCAUUACCUCACAGUGAGACUGCAGUUGCUGGCUCGGCUUCUGGGCAAGGAGGAGCAGGCCAGAGCCCCUUUUGCUUCCUUUUCCUGCCCAUGCCUCUUCUAGAAACUGGGCGCGGGUUGCCAAGAGGCGACAUGAAAUAAGGGGAAACUCAGUGACCUCUAUCUCUCCUGCAUUCCUCCCAGCGGGGGAGGACCCAGCUGCUGCUCCAAAGAACACUAUGCACGCCUGCACACGGUUGCUGGUAUGGGACAAGGGGCAGAUCUCAGUGGGUGAACUGGGCCUGGACUUUGAGAUUCUCCAGAUGUUGGAGGGUCUAGGAGGCGUGGACCCUUCCCUCUAAUCAAUGCACUUUGUUAUUUGCACGGUGUCUUCUCUAGACAGCACAGCAAUAAACAGUGUGGAGUGCGUGGA